Suillus fuscotomentosus is the source of this 2130-nucleotide messenger RNA. RefSeq lists its product as uncharacterized. The transcript has 6 exons. The record is from RefSeq and is a predicted model, not a curated record. Lineage: Eukaryota; Fungi; Basidiomycota; Agaricomycetes; Boletales; Suillaceae. Bases 1 to 2130 code for a protein of 709 amino acids.
AUGGUCACCCCUCCUCAUACACCACAAUCACAGAAGUCACAAAUGCUGCCGCCAGAUACAGCUGUAUUCGCUCGUCAUACGUCACAAGCGGAUUACCGCACGGGGGAUCUGAAACUAGGUUGCAUUGCUGUUCUCGCUGAUUUGGGAAGGUAUCUGCAGGUUCCGUUCGAUUGCCUAGUGAAAUGUGUCGGUGCCAUGCCCUCUCAGCAGGAUCUGCCGCGAAUACGCAACAACUUGACCAACAAAGAGAGCAAGAUUCUCACCGACGACGAGAGUGGCCUGCGAUGGACGGACUUUACCCCACCUGCCAAAUCGAAAGGGUCCGAAGAGAAUGUGUUUAAGCCCCUCGGUCGCAUCAUCUCCGAAAUUUUGGCAGAAGUCCCGAAUCGCAGAGUAUCCUUCCUAGCGAACCCAAACGGAACACCCCUCUCGCAGCGCAACAAUACUUCCAGGCCUGAUGGAUACCUUGUACUUAGCGAUAAACAAUCUGAGGCCAAGAUGCAUUGGUUCGACAUUGCCGUACCAUUCGAGUUCAAGAAGGAACAGGAUACCGAGUCUCUCCGAGACGAUGAACAGAAUAUAAUCUGGAGCCUUCACAGUAUCAUGCAGGAGGAUCCCUGUAGGCGGUUUGCAUUCGUUACAGAACCUAUCGACUUUUUUCAGAACAUCGAUGGUGUUAUCUCUCUCUUUUACGCUCUUGGAUCUGCGUCUGCGUCUUCUACUAUAAAUGAGCUCGGAUGGGACCCCACUGUCGAGCGGAUCCGUGACGGGAAGAAAAUCCAAUAUAAAUUCACUAUCGGGGACGAAGUGUUCACCACGACGCGUGAACUUGCAACCUAUGGCGCAGACUCUAUGGUUGGGCGUGGAACUCGUGUGUACGAAGCCACGGACGCCGGGGGGAAGAAGGUUGCCAUUAAAGAUUCAUGGAGAGAAGUUGAACGUCAAUCAGAGGGCGAGAUCCUAGAAAGCAUCCUGGCUUCCUGUGCGGAGAAGCUGCAAGCGGAGGAGUUGGCGGAUGCCAAGAGGUACUUUGUUGGAAUCCGACUCUGGAAGGAUGUCAUGAUCGACGAUACCCCAGACGUGACGCUGGACCCGCUGGUUGGAGAAGAGCAUAAUCGUAGCUGGAAGUGGGUGUCCAUCGAUCUCCAGCCCAUCCUCUCUGCAAGACCACAUUUACCUAGCGCAGGCAAUAUACCCGACUCUGGUCGACUGUCCGCCUUUCUUCCCACACAAUUGGGCGGUAUUGCGCGAAAUGACACCGGCAUCCCACGCAGAGUUCAUACUCGCACUGUCUUCAAUGAUGUUGGAGUCGCUGUCAAGGAUGUCACCUCUUUGGCCGACAACCUGACUUGCUUGUCUGACGGACUUAAGGCCCUGUAUUAUAUGCACAAAGCAGGCUGGAUUCAUCGCGAUUUCAGCGUCGGGAACGUAAUUUGGGUCGGGGGUAUCGGGAAAUUGGGUGACUUCGAGUACGCAAAGAAGAUAGAUUCACAAACUUCUCACGAUGUUCGAACGGGAACAAUCCAUUUCAUGGCGGUGGAAGUAGAAAGACAGAAAUACCUUUUCCGCCCACCAACUUCUUACGUCCGACCAGUUGGUAGAAAACCUGAUACAAGCCUCCCGUCCCGCCCUCCAUUUCGCAUGAAUUUCCUGCACGACAUCGAAUCCGUAUGGUGGGCUUUUACCUGGAUCUUCUUUUAUCACACGGACACGAACACGACAGACGCCAACCAUUCCCUUGAUGCUCAGUGGGAAAAAUUCCAGCUGGCAUUCCCUGGUACGGUCGGCAGCCCAUUACGCCAGGAGUUCUUCUCCAUUAUUGGCGAUCUUCAAACCGUCUGUGAUGAUGUCCUUUCAGAGACAUGCCGUGAUGUUGGCGGUUGUAUUCCUCAUUUCGCAGGUGCUCUCCAACAUGGUUAUCGAAAGGCGGAGGCAAAAUAUCCCCUGCUAGCGCUUGACGACACUCUUCUGAAUGAUAUCCACAGACAAGCUGCAGAAUAUCUCGAUGGUGCGCAACAGCGUGCUACUGGUAUAGAACUUUGUCCGCUCCCCGACCUUUUGAAGCCGAAGAGGCCCAGACCGAGAGAAGAAACAUCGCCUUCGCCAAAGAGGAAGCCUCGACAUGGUUGA